AUGAAAGGUCGGAUACUAGGCCAUCCAAUCACCCAGGCCCGGACCGCGGAUCGAUCCGGAGCCAGCAAAUCGGCCCAAAUCUGCCUACCACAGUUCUUGACAGGGAGCGGUGGCCCGACGGCGGCCUGCAAUCGGGCCGCCCGUCCCGACUGUUCAACUCUCCAAUCCAUAGUCGCACGAGUCUCACCAAGGUUUAGCAGGGUCGGGGCUGGUCGGUUUGCCCGGCAAACACCUCGCCGGGCUGCGGUCGAGCUGCAGUGGUGGUGUACCUCGCUCCGUCUUUUGAUAUUAUCGCCGCAGUCUACAAUCCAGUCUCGUGUCGAACGCCGUGCCGAGGUUGGGCGACAUUCUCUUCAGAAAGUGGGUUUCAUGAACGUGUCCAUCUCCGAAGCUGUGAGGGCACCACUUUUGCCUCUUACCGGCAGCGCAGCCGAGGUGGGGAAAGUCCACGGCGCGGCGGUAACGUAG
Messenger RNA from Puccinia graminis f. sp. tritici CRL 75-36-700-3, 468 nucleotides. RefSeq lists its product as uncharacterized. Lineage: Eukaryota; Fungi; Basidiomycota; Pucciniomycetes; Pucciniales; Pucciniaceae. The record is from RefSeq and is a predicted model, not a curated record. Bases 1 to 468 code for a protein of 155 amino acids. The transcript has 2 exons.